AUGACAACAAACACAACCAUGGCAGAUGAGCUCAGUCAUGGGCUCCGAGAUUUCCAUCAUCCGUACAAGCCCUAUAAGAUCCAGGAAAUCUUCAUGGAAACAGUCUACCAGGUGCUGGAGAAUGGACAAGUCGGGAUUUUGGAAUCUCCGACUGGUACAGGUAAAUCCUUAAGUCUGAUUUGUGGUGCAAUUACUUGGUUACGUGAUCACAAAGGAAAAAUGUUUGAACAGGGCUUAGAAGAGCUUCAGAAAAAUAAAGAAGAACCAGACUGGGUCAUCGAGCAAGUAAAGGCCAGGAGGAGAAGAGAGAUGAUGCACCAACGGGAAGAUUUUGAACUACGUCUUUCUCAAAUUCGAGCCAAGGAGAAAGCUAUACAAGAUAAAUUCUUGAGAGGCGAAAGAAAUUCAAAGAAAAGAAAAAUUAAUCAUAUGAAGUUCGACAUACAUGACGAUGAGCAGUUUGUUCUUGAAGAAUACGAAAGCGAUGAAGACAAGAAAACGCACGACAAGACUGCUAGAAGCCUAUAUUCUGCCGAAACUCUAUUACUUCUAGAUGAACUUGGUAUGGGCCCUGCAGCUGAUAGAAGGCAGGACGAUGAAGAAAUCUAUGAUGAGACAAAAAUUUUCUUUUGCUCUCGCACUCAUUCUCAACUUACACAAUUUAUCAAUGAGCUUCGACGACCAAAAUUUCCACCCUCCAUCGUAAAUUCUAACGAUAAAGAUGAAAACUUCGAAGAUCUCAAGCAUUUGACUUUAGGCUCGAGAAAAAAUUUGUGUAUUAACUCUAGAGUCAAUAGACUCGGGUCGCUUACAGCUAUCAACGAGAGGUGUACUGAAUUGCAGCUAUCUAGCACAGAUAGCGCAAAAAAGUGUGCAUUUCUCCCUAGCGAGGAGAGUCAGGCACUUGUAAACUCAUUCCGUGACCAUUCACUCGCAACCAUCAAAGAUAUCGAAGACAUGAAUUCCCUUGGGAAAGAAAUUGGAAUCUGCCCAUAUUAUGCCUCAAGAUCUGCUAUAAAGCCAGCCGAAAUUGUCACGCUUCCGUAUCCUCUGCUUCUUCAGAAAAGUGCAAGAGAAGCUUUGGGAAUUAAUCUAAAAGGAAAUAUUGUUAUUAUUGAUGAAGCGCACAAUCUCAUGGACGCCAUUUCGGCUAUCAAUAGUGUAGAGAUUAGUCUGAAGCAAUUGAAACAAGCGAGGGAGCAGCUCGGGACAUACCUUCUAAAGUUUCGCAACAGGUUAAAAGGCAAGAAUCGUGUCUAUAUUGCUCAAGUUAUCAGGCUACUCGACUCUUUGGUUGAGUAUCUUGAGAAACUGGGGCUAAGCUCUCAAACAGAUGGUACAGUAUCUGAGAAAGAUCUCUUUGCAGCUAAAGGCAUUGACCAGAUUAACCUCUUUAAACUGUCAAACUACCUUCAACGGAGCAAGAUAGCGCGGAAAGUCGAAGGUUACGUUGCUCAAACAAAAGUACUCGCGUUAUCCAAAGAACCCAAAACAUUCGACUCCAUAGAUCCAAGUCAAGAAAAUUCAACUCCAGUAAUCUAUCGGUUAAUUCCUCUACUCCUUGCUCUCACCUCUCCCCAAAAAGAGGGGCGUCUUUUUUUCUCCAAAACUUCGCAGGAACACGUUCUUCUUCGCUAUUUGCUUUUAGAUUCCUCAACUCAGUUCCGGGAAGUGGUGUCGUCUGCCCGCGCUGUCGUCUUAGCCGGAGGAACAAUGUCACCCAUGAGUGAUUAUACUUUUCACCUAUUUCCUUACAUUGACGAAAAUCAAAUAAAUACACUCUCCUGUGGUCAUGUGAUUCCUAAGUCGAAUCUCUUAGCUUGGAAUCUCUCUAAAGGACCUAAUGAGCUGGAAUUUGAAUUUACAUUUAAAACUCUCCACAACAUUCACAUGAUUGACGAGCUUGGUCGGGCCCUAUUAAAUAUAUGUGCUGUUGUCCCUGAUGGUAUAAUUGUUUUCUUACCGUCUUAUAAUUAUCUUAAUUCAGUCUUGACGCGUUGGUCUGUCAAAGAUGCUGAUUCUCAGUCCAUACUCCAACGACUAGACACCAAAAAACCCAUAUUUAAAGAAAGCAAAAGCGAAAGUGCUGAGGCAACACUCCACGAAUAUUCAUGUGCUAUUUAUUCUCAACGCGGUGGCUUGCUGUUCAGUGUGGUUGGGGGUAAAAUGAGUGAAGGUAUCAACUUUUCUGACGCACUAGGGCGCUGUGUGAUUAUUAUUGGACUACCAUUCCCGAACAUUAAGUCUGCCGAAUGGAAAGCAAGAAUAGAUUAUAUAGAAACGUCUAGCAUAGAACGACUCAAAGCACUCCACGUGGCGCAAGGGUGUAAUCUUGAUGAUGUUUCUGAAAAAAAGAAAGCUGAAUGGAAAAAAAAAGCAAUAGAGCUAGGAAAAGAUUUUUACGAAAACGCAUGUAUGCGAGCCGUUAACCAGAGCAUCGGCCGAGUUAUACGUCAUAAGGAAGAUUAUGCUGCUAUCUUAAUGAUUGACCAAAGGUUUGGAAGCGAGAGAAUAAAAAAGAAGCUGCCUGGCUGGAUUAAAGACAGCAUGAUUUCUAAGGCAGGUGAGAAGAAGUUUGGGGCAUUGAUGGGAGAACUAAGCUCGUUUUUCCGGUCAAAGAAGUCAAGAUGA
Blumeria graminis f. sp. triticale is the source of this 2631-nucleotide messenger RNA. The record is from the annotation of a GenBank genome assembly. Lineage: Eukaryota; Fungi; Ascomycota; Leotiomycetes; Helotiales; Erysiphaceae.